AUGGCAGCCGAUAAGCACCGGCUCCUCUAUCCAAUCUUCCUUUCACUCCUCUCCGUUCCUUUGUGCUCCCGUGCAUCCCCAUGGCAGGUCAUAGGCACAGGCUCAUCCCUGCAAGUAGAUCACGGGGAGAUCUUCCUUGUCUCUCCGGACACAACCUUCUCCUGCGGCUUCUACUCAUCUGGAGAAGGCACCAACGCCUACUACUUCUCCAUCUGGUUCACCCACUCCACCGACAGGACUGUUGUUUGGACAGCGAACCGUGGCUCUCCGGUGAAUGGCCAUGGCUCAAAGAUCUACUUCAACCGUGAAGGAAACCUGCUCCUUACGGAUGUCAAUGGCUCCACAGUGUGGCAGAGCAAGACAAAAUGGGGAAAGCACGCCUCAGUAGCUCUCCUCAACAGUGGUAACCUUGUGGUCAGGGCCUCCACUGAUCAGGUAGUGUGGCAGAGCUUCGAUUCACCCACUGACACAUUGCUUCCUUCACAGCGCCUGACGAGGGAGAUGAGGUUGGCCUCUCAAUCUGGCUAUCAUCGCCUCUAUUUUGACAAUGACAACGUCCUGCGGCUCCUGUACAAUGGGCCAGACAUCACAAGCAUAUACUGGCCAAGCCCGGAUUACAAUGCCCUGCAAAAUGGCCGGACUAGAUUCAACAGCAGUAAGAUAGCAGUUCUGGACAAUGACGGUAUUUUCUGGUCAAGCGAUGGGUUCAGAAUGAUAGCCUCAGAUUUAGGAUUUGGAAUCAAGAGAAGGAUCACCAUCGAUUAUGAUGGCAACCUUAGAAUGUACAGCUUGAAUGCAGCAGGCAACUGGAUUAUCACAGGCGAGGCUUUACUGCAGAUGUGCUAUGUGCAUGGUUUAUGUGGAAAAGGUGGAAUUUGUGAGUAUUCACAGUCUCUCAAAUGCACUUGUCCUCCAGGAUAUAACAUGACUGAUCCAAAGAACUGGAACAAAGGAUGCAGUCCAACAUUCAACACCAACUGUGGGCAACCAAGAGAGGAUUUUACAUUCGUCAAGAUUCCCCAUGGUGACUUUUAUGGCCUUGAUCUGACUUCAAACCAGUCAAUCUCAUUUGAAGAAUGCAUGCGGAUAUGCUUGGACAGCUGCUUGUGCUUAUCUUUCACAUACAAAGCUGGACAAGGCCUAUGUUACACCAAAAAUCAACUCUACAAUGGCCAGGUUUAUCCAUAUUUUCCCGGAGACAGCUACAUCAAACUUCCUAAGAAAAUCACUCCAACAUAUUCAGCCUCCAAUCAUUCCAGUCUUACAUGCAGUCCAAAGAAUACCAAGGUUAUGUUAGUAUCCGAAGAUGAAUACAUGAAAAAUUCUGACAGCAUAAACUGGGCAUACUUCUAUGCAUUUGCUGCUAUAUUAGGAGCAGUUGAGCUGCUUUUCAUCAUGACAGGGUGGUAUUUUCUUUUCAAAAUGCACAACAUACCGAAGUCAAUGGAGGAAGGUUACAAAAUGAUAACAAGCCAAUUCAGGAGAUUUACAUACCGUGAGUUGGUGGAAGCAACGGGUAAAUUUAAAGAAGAGCUAAGAAAAGGCGGCAGUGGUACGGUUUACAGAGGAAUACUUGCAGACAAGAAAAUAGUGGCAAUAAAGAAGCUUACAGAUGUUAGACAAGGCGAAGAGGAAUUCUGGGCAGAAGUAACUUUGAUUGGGAGGAUCAAUCAUUUAAAUUUAGUCAGGAUGUGGGGAUUUUGCUCAGAAGGCAAACACAGGUUAUUAGUGUACGAGUAUGUGGAGAAUGAGUCAUUGGACAAGUACCUUUUUGGUGACAGGCGCACUGAAACAUUGCUAUCAUGGAGCCAAAGAUUCAAGAUUGCCGUGGGAACCGCAAGAGGCCUUGCUUACCUCCAUCAUGAAUGUCUGGAAUGGGUUGUCCAUUGUGAUGUAAAACCAGAAAACAUACUGCUGACCCGAGAUUUUGAAGCAAAGAUAGCAGACUUUGGACUGUCCAAGCUUUCAAAAAGAGACAGUCCUAGCUUCAGUUUCACUCAUAUGAGAGGCACAAUGGGCUACAUGGCACCAGAAUGGGCAUUGAAUUUGCCAAUCAAUGCAAAGGUUGAUGUUUACAGCUAUGGAGUUGUGCUUCUGGAGAUUGUUACUGGGAGUAGGGUUUCAAGUGGGAUAACAAUAGACGAAGAAGAGAUGGACUUCAUGCAGUUUGUUCAGGAAGUCAAACAGAUGCUCGCUAGGGGGGGUAACCUGGAUAUAGUGGAUGCUAGACUCAAAGGGCAUUUCAAUCACGAGCAAGCAACAGUGAUGGUGAAAAUAGCUGUUUCCUGUCUUGAAGAAAGAAGCAAGAGGCCAACAAUGGAUCAAAUUGUAAAAGACCUUAUGGUGUACAAUGAUGAAGAUGAUCACCCUGCAUAUUUUUUAUGA
Miscanthus lutarioriparius is the source of this 2385-nucleotide messenger RNA. NCBI's taxonomy places the organism in Eukaryota, Viridiplantae, Streptophyta, Magnoliopsida, Poales, Poaceae. The record is from the annotation of a GenBank genome assembly.